CCGUCGUGCUUCGGCUAUUGCCAAGCAAAAAUGUCUGCCUAAGGGAAACUCGCAAGUUACAGUGGAUAUUUGCUAAAUACAAUCGCAAAAGCCACCGAUUUUAUUCUCUUUCAAACGCUAGACGAGGAAACCAACGCCGUCAUUGGCACACCCGAUCGCCCUAGUUGGAUUUUUUACCAGCAGAAAAGAUUUAGUCAAGGAUUUUAAGGAUGAACCCUCAGCAGCGGAUCGCCGCUAUCGGGACGGAUAAGGAGUUGAGUGAUCUGCUGGAUUUUAGCGCGAUGUUUUCUCCACCUGUAAACAGUGGUAAAAACAGGCCGACCACACUUGGAAGCAGCCAGUUCAGUGCAUCAGGUUUGGACGAGAGGACAAGCCAAGCAUCAUGGGCCUCAGGUGGCCAGUCCAGCCCGUCCUACGAGUCCUCCAGGGGGUUUGGAGACAGCACUCAUUAUGCUGAUCACUUGAGUGACAGUCGAUUAGUGUCCCAUGAAGGAUUGUCCCCAACACCUUUCAUGAGCUCCAGCAUAAUGGGCAAAUCAGAGCGGGCUCAGUUCUCUGGCUAUGGGAGAGAACCAGGCGUCUCUGGAUGCCAGUCUACUCUGCGGCCGGACGUGGGGUUGGCCAGCCCAGGGCCCGUCACCACUUCUGGAAAGUCACCCACUCCGUUCUACUCUUUCACCGGCUCCAAUCCACGAAGACGCUCCCUUCAGGACUCUGCUUCACUGGAUCCUCUGCAAACAAAGAAAGUGCGCAAGGUCCCUCCUGGCCUGCCUUCAUCUGUUUAUGCACCAUCACCCAGCUCAGAUGACUUCAACAGAGAUUCUCCAUCCUACCCGUCCCCCAAACCCCCCGGCAGUAUGUUCGCAAGUACUUUCUUCGAUGGGGCCCACAAUGCAUCUGACCAAUGGAACGCAUCCAAUGGGAUCAGCCAGCCAGGCUAUGGGGGAAUGCUGGGAGGAUCUUCAUCUCACAUGCCACAGUCUGGAAACUACAGCAACAUGCACUCACACGACCGGCUGAACUACCCGCCCCACACGGUGUCACCCACAGACAUCAAUGCUAGCUUGCCACCCAUGUCCAGUUUCCACCGCAGCAAUGCCAGCACCUCGCCCUUUGUCACCGCAUCUCACACCCCACCUGUCAACACCAACGAAGGAGUCAUGGCUGCUGCCAACCGAGGGAACGCCACUGGAAGCUCUCAGACUGGAGACGCGCUGGGAAAAGCCCUGGCUUCGAUUUAUUCUCCUGACCACACGAGCAGUAGUUUCCCCUCGAACCCUUCCACUCCUGUGGGCUCUCCCUCUCCGUUGACUGCUCAGGCGGGCACUGCUACAGCAGGUACAGUGGUGACAGCCAGCGGCUCCACAGGAAGGGCAGGUACAACUCAGUGGCCCCGUGCAGCAGGACAAGCACCUUCCUCCCCAAACUACGAGAACUCCCUCCAUUCUCUGAAAAAUCGUGUGCACCAGCAGCUUCAUGAGCAUCUGCAGGAUGCCAUGUCCUUCUUAAAGGAUGUCUGCGAGUCUCGGAUGGAGGACCGGCUGGACAGGCUGGAUGAUGCAAUUCAUGUCCUUCGGAACCAUGCUGUGGGCUCCACUGCUGCCCUUUCUAGCGACAUCCACAGCCUGUUGGGACAAGCGCACAAUGGGCCAAUCACAGCCAUCGGCGCCAAUUUCCCCGCUUCCGGAUUGGUUGCCGGCCGAACAGCACCUAUGGGCUCCGUUCACCGCGAAGAGAGCGUCAGCCUGAACAACAACCAUGCCGGAUUGCAGGCCAGUGCUGUGCCUACUUCCAGCUCAGAGCUGAACCACCAGGCAGACACUUUCAGAGGACUCGCUGGCUGUCUGGCUAGCCAAGUGGCUUCUGCUCUGGAGCUGAAGAUCGAGAAUCAAGAAAAAGAUGACAUGCACGACAACCACUCUUCUGACGACCUCAGGUCAGAUGACGAGAGCGAUAAAAGGGAUAUGAAGGGGACAAGGGGAGGCACUCGAACAAGCAGUAUCAAUGAAGACGAGGACCUGAACCCUGAGCAGAAAGCAGAACGCGAGCGCGAGAGGAGGAUGGCCAACAAUGCCCGUGAGCGGCUGCGGGUUCGAGACAUCAACGAGGCAUUCAAAGAGCUGGGACGCAUGUGUCAGCUGCACCUGAAGAGCGAGAAGCCCCAGACCAAACUGCUCAUUCUCCAUCAGGCCGUCGCCGUCAUUCUCAGCCUCGAACAGCAAGUCAGAGAGAGGAACCUGAACCCCAAAGCAGCCUGCCUUAAGAGGAGGGAAGAGGAGAAGGUGUCGGGGGUUUCAGGUGACCCCCAGCAAGCCCACCCUCCUGUGCACCCGGGCCUCACAGACGCAUCCAACCCUAUGGGCCAUCUGUGAACACUGGCCAGAUCAAAUGGAUCACGAUGGCGUGUGUUAGACAGAGGCGGUGACCUUGCUUGCCACGGGCUGACAGGACUCACAGAUUGUGACACAGAUUUGAAAAGACAGACCACUUGAAGCAAAAUUCCACCGUUAAGUAGUCCUGCGAUAGAAGAAAACUGGCAAGUGCCCAGCUCCCUGUGAAGACCCCCCAUAUCGAUAAGCAACUUUUUGCCCACCAGAGAAAAACAAAUAUUAAGCAUAAAAGCCCCUCAGCACAUAUCGCUGUCUGCAAGCCGUUUGCCGCAGCUGUACAAUCAGAGACUGCCGCCACCCGUUCCACACUGUACGUGGAAGUUGUCUUGUGCCUAAACUGAAUUGACGAAUGCAUUGUAACAGCAAUUGUUUUAGUUUUUUUCCUAUUUAUUAUGUUACUGAGCUGUAAGUCUUUGUUUGAAGGGAAAGUUCUGACGUUGCUUUGAGAAGCUGGUGGCGUUUCAGUAGAUCUGCAGUUUGUCCGUCACAUCAGACUCUAGUGCUGUCCGCACCCUCUCUCGUGUCAGUCUGUUGAAGGGCCUCUCCACUCAAACAUCCACUCUAUGAGAUUAUUAUAUUUUUAUCGCGCUCUGAUCAAAUUCCAUGCCCUCUAAAGAAUUUGAUGGUGUAUGAACGUUCAAAGAUGUUCAAAGACUCAAGGGUCCCUUUUUGUCUAGAAUUUUAAAAAAAAAGAAAUAAUAUAUUAUUUAUAUUUAUCGUACAUUCAUUCCACAAAUAACAGCAUGAGAAACCAAAACUACCUAAGUCUUUAUUAUGUAUGUUGAUAGUGUAGCUCGGAUUCCUCAUCACUGACAAAGGUUAAAGAGAGGGAAUGAGUGAGCAAUUUUGGCCGGACUCUCUGUUUCGUGGAAAUGAUGGUGGGACGGCAAACUCUGGCUUUACUGAGAGGUCAAAGAUCAAACACAAGCUGACAUGUUUAUACUCAUUAGAAAGCAGCACGGAUACAGAAAGCAGAAACGUUUCAAAACCCCAGCAUUCCCUGGAUAUUUCUUAGUGUCUUAAAUGGGAAAGGGGACACAAUCUCGUCCUUUUGAUUCCUUCGCCAUAUAGUGUUAAGGGUAAAGCGAAAUGACAGAUUUCCGAUGCAGUUUGUUUGUAUUCAAAUGUUACAUUAUUUGGUCCCUGUUUUGUUUGGACAGCCGUGGUAAUGCCGAGGGCAUCUGUACUGAGGAAUCUCAGAUAUACCUUUAGCCUGGAUGUAUCAUGGCACUGUUUGAGAAGAGUUGGAUUGAAACGAUGACCAUUACUUCACCUGGCCUGAAUUGAAGUUUUGCUUUAUGUUCUUUUUUUCUAAAAUGAUUAUCAAUUUAAAAAAUGAAGGAAAAAAAAAAAAGAAAUACUCAAAAGUAACCACAUGUUAUAUGUUUAUUUGUAAUUGUAUGCAAAGCAUUUCUCUAGGCUUCAUAGUAAAGCGUAUAUUUGUCGUGUGAAAAUAGAAGGAUGUUCUACCUUACUUAGAAAGGCUUUGUCUUUCCCCCCAUGCAUUAAAGUGCUUGAUACUUGAUCAGCAGAAUGUGAGCACAAUGUCUGUUAGAUAAAGAAAAGCUCUUUGAAUUAAAUUGCUCUGAAGCAUCAAAAACAAGCAGUGGAAGUUAUGAACAAAACCAGUUUGGAUCAGGAUUUUCUCUGACAUUUAUAUCUUUUUUAUUUUCUCACCACGUUCAUUUAUAAUUAAUACUUUUUUCUUUAAGACAAAAAAGGUUUUUUUGUUUUUGUUUAAAAAAACUUCUCUCUUUACUUUCUCUCUGUUGUCUUCCAUGCAUUCACACCAUUGAAACAAGACUGCCACAUUCUAAUAUGAAUCACUCCCUGAAUUACAAAGUCAAAAGAACAAAAACAGAAGGAAAAAUAUAUCAUAAAGUUUCAGAAUAUCAGCAUUCAUUUCCAACUAUGUUUUUUCUGAUUCUUUGUUUUGUGGAAAGUUACCUUGCUUAUCAAAAUUAUUGUGAAAUCCACUAGUCUUAUACAUUUCAGUAUUCAAGAGCUUGUAUUUUUGCCGGCGGAAAAUUUAUCAAGGUUUUGAGUCAUCUUUUUGUCUUUUGUUUGGUUUCCCUGUUUUUUCUGUGUUCUGUUUUCCUCUGUUGGAUAUGUUAGAUUUUGCUGUAUGCCCUGAUGCUUUCCCUCAUUUAAAAAAAAAAAAAAAAAACAA
This is a messenger RNA of Xyrauchen texanus (razorback sucker), 4560 nucleotides long. Its product is annotated as transcription factor 12-like. The transcript has 21 exons. Gene Ontology annotation, molecular function: protein dimerization activity; RNA polymerase II cis-regulatory region sequence-specific DNA binding; DNA-binding transcription factor activity, RNA polymerase II-specific. The record is from RefSeq and is a predicted model, not a curated record. Lineage: Eukaryota; Metazoa; Chordata; Actinopteri; Cypriniformes; Catostomidae. Bases 210 to 2372 code for a protein of 720 amino acids. Gene Ontology annotation, biological process: regulation of transcription by RNA polymerase II. Gene Ontology annotation, cellular component: transcription regulator complex.